AAUGUCAAUUCUACCCAGAAAGAGCGUAACACAACACAACACAACACAGAUCAAUCCGAAAUGCCAAAACGCAACACAUCCAAUUCAGAAUCGGAGGGAACCUCAAGUUCAGGCUCAGACUCAGAGGAGGCAGAGACCGUGGGCAAUGGGAAGCCCCAACAGCCGAUCAUGUCGGAGUACGAGCAACAGAGACUGCACCGGAUUGCAGAGAACAGAGCGAGAUUGGAAGCUCUGGGGUUGCCUCAAAUGGCGUCGUCCUUGAAGGGCUUACCUCGUACUCGGAGUAAAACGAAAGGGAAAGAGAAGGUUGCAGAUGAUGAUAAAGAGUAUCAACCCGAAGACGAGGAAGAACCCGGUUCAAGUUCUUCAAGUGAAGAAGAUGGGCAUGACAAAGAUGAUGACUUUGCUCCUCAAAAUGCUUCUGGGUCACGGAAACGAAAGGUGAUGAACAAAAGUUUGAAGAUGAAAGGGAGUGUCUCUAGGAAGAAGCGUGGUGGUGGUUCAGAGUGUAUUGAUGAUGAUGAUGAUGAUGCUUUGAGGCAGGCAAUUGCGCUUUCCCUGCAAGACUCUGCAGAAGUUUCAUAUUGCUCUGACAAGAGUGUGGUGAGCGUCAGCAAGGCUGAGAAGAAGGAAAACCUUCACAUUCAAGAAGAUAAAGGGAAAAAGAAGAACAAAAAAUCGUUUACUAGUAGGCUGCAAAUGACUGAGGAUGAACUGAUUGUACACUUCUUCCAGCUUGAUGAAGCAGGAAAAGGAUGUUUAGGUAUAAGGGAUAUAGAAAGGGCAGCUACAGCUCAUGAUUUUAUGUGGUCAGACAAAGAGUUGGCUGAUAUGAUUCGUUGCUUUGAUAGUGAUGGAGACCGCAAGCUAAGUCUUGAUGAUUUCCGGAAGAUUGCUGUUCGUUGCAACAUGAUUAAAGGGCCUGAAAAUUCUUGAUAAAAUCAUGGUUAAGAGGAGAGAAGAUAGAGUACAAGUUUUUAGGUAUAUAUGUAUGGCAAGAUAUAACAUUAUGAUUCUUGGUGGUCUUUUUGGUAUCACUUUGUGGGGUUGAGGCCAUGACCACGACAAAGAAUUAUAGACAGGGAAAUGUAUGUUUGUAGUGGAACGAUAAAAAUUCUUGGUAUUACACCUUGUAUCAUAGUAAGCUUUGGUUUUAUAACAACCAUUUUGGAAUAGAGGGAGUAAAUUAUAACACUUGUGGCG
Messenger RNA from Lotus japonicus, 1203 nucleotides. RefSeq lists its product as uncharacterized. The record is from RefSeq and is a predicted model, not a curated record. The transcript has 6 exons. Gene Ontology annotation, molecular function: calcium ion binding. Lineage: Eukaryota; Viridiplantae; Streptophyta; Magnoliopsida; Fabales; Fabaceae. Bases 61 to 936 code for a protein of 291 amino acids.